Molecule: messenger RNA, 1311 nt
Organism: Ylistrum balloti
Lineage: Eukaryota; Metazoa; Mollusca; Bivalvia; Pectinida; Pectinidae
Exons: 1
Coding region: 1-1311 (436 amino acids)
Biological process (GO): protein dephosphorylation
Cellular component (GO): cytoplasm
Molecular function (GO): protein tyrosine/serine/threonine phosphatase activity
Source: RefSeq, a predicted model, not a curated record
AUGUCUACUGAGAAUCACCAUUAUAAAGACCAUGUAGUUCGUCCGACCAAAGCACUACUCCCAGCAUCUUCAUCCGCCAAUCCCGUCGCUGCUGGCACAUCCACGACUCCAAAUACUUUGUUAUUUUCUCAGAAGUUGCAUCCCAAAAUACAAAAGUCUGCUUCACUCAAAGACCUCUUUUUCAAAAAGAACUCACCAGAGACAAAGCCAGUUUCAUCCUCUUCCCAGCCUAGAAAUAAGAUAGCAGACCUUGUUCAGAAACACCUCCUUCCGCUUAAUAUCAUAAGCUCCAUUAAAGCCAAUCGGAGGAACCUACACGGAGGCACAUCGACUCAGAAGUUGGUAGUUAAGGACAGCAGUGGAUCUGUAAGUGAAAAAGAGCAAAACGUGACUGAAGUGCAAUAUUUGUCUAUACCAGACUUCACAGCAGAUAACUCGAAUCCACAGAUCAAGAUAGUUAACAAAACUGACAUAUUAUUCACUACAUCUUUUACUCAUUCGGUCAAGUCGACAGACUGUCAGUCCAGUGAACCGGAAGUAGAUAAGUCAGCUAAACCGCGCCUUACGCGGAGUAAAAGUAGAAGUGUUCAAAGCUUACAUAGAGUCACACAGCUUGGCUCGGUAAAACAAACCCUCACCAGGAGCUUCUCAGACGUACCGCCCAACUCCAGACUUGCUCAAGUUCACAGCAGCAGCACAAGACUGUCUGAACAUCUACAGUCCAGAAUGUACCGUAACGAUCACGUGUCCCAGCUUCUGGAUCAUCUGUUUAUAGGGAGCGUGGAAGCGGCCUACAAUGAGCCGUUACUCUGUCGGCUUAAAAUCGACUGUUUACUGGACAUUAGUAACUGCGCCGCAGCAGAUGUGCCCUCUUCCAAAAAGCUACACUGCCCUUGUAUCUGCCCGGAAGCAAACCAGCACUUCAGAUCACGACUCAUCAUCCAAUUGGAGGAUAAGGACACAGAAGAUAUUGAAGCAUAUUUCCCCGAAAUAAACAAAUUCAUUGUUGCUGCAAGGCAUCGUGGGAAGCGCGUUCUGGUAUACAGUUAUCAUGGCAAAUCACGAGCAGCAGCUGCUGCAAUUCAGUAUAUGAUGUGCCAGGAGAAUCUCCUUUUACGACAGGCGUUCAAUUUGGUGAAGAACCAGCGUCCGUGUAUUGACAUAAUUCCGGCAUUUAUGGCCAAGCUAGAAGCUCUAGAGAGGAAGUUGUUCCCGGACGCGAAGCCGUCGAUCUCUUUCGGUAACGAGUACUUAAACAUUGCCGACCCACAGGCUAUACGUUGUGCUUGGGUCGACUGUGCUGACAUCUGA